CCUAGAGAUGAUUUCCACAGACAAAAUUAGCGCCAAUCUUCCAAUGUCCACCUUGUAGCUGAUGGCCUCUCUUCAUAGCGCGUUUGUGCUAUCCCCUUCCUCUUCUUAUACUUCAUGCCAUCGCCAUCUUUCCAAAUCUUUCGUUUCACCCAGAAGAUACCCUCCAGAGUCUCCUUUUCUUCUACGUUUUCAUCCCGUCCUCUUUCACUCGGAGAUGCUUCCUCCAGUCGUUUUUCCUCUCUCCUGCGUGAGUUCUCAAAGGACGUUGUUGGAGUCAAGUCCGUCCAUGCUCAGAUUGUUGUCAAUGGCAUUUACAAUGAGCAACGUUUGGCUACUGAACUUGUCAGGGUGUAUCGUGAUUUGGGUUGCCUUGUAUAUGCGCGCAACGUGUUCGAUCGAAUUCCGCACCCGGAAGCGUCUCUAUGCGCCGCUUUGCUUGUUGGGUAUCUGAGACGUGAGCUGUACGAUGAGGCCCUUGCAUUUUUCGAGCUGAUGAGGUCCCGUGAUUUGGAGAUCGAUGACCGAGCUUGCAAUUUCGCAUUGAAGGCUUGCUCGAUGGUGUCUGAUUACGAAAGGGGCAUGGAUAUAAUAACCAUUGCCGUCAACAAGGGAAUUCAGAGAAAUCAGUUUCUCGCGAGUUCGAUGGUAAAUUUUCUGAUGAAGUUUGGGAAGGUAAAAGAAGCAAGAAUGAUUUUUGAUGGUCUCCCUGAGAGAGAUGUUGUCUGUUGGAAUUCAAUGAUUGGCGGGUAUGUGCAGGCAAGACAGUUUAAUGAUGUUUUCAUUUUGUUCUUCGAGAUGUGUAAACAUGGUGUUAGGCCUACUCCCGUGACAAUGACAAGCAUAGUUCAAGCCUGCGAGGGAGUUGGUAAUUUGGAUCUAGGCAAAUCGGUUCAUGGGUUUGUACUGUGCUUGGAGAUGGGCGGCGAUGUUUUGGUUGUCACAUCCCUGGUCAAUAUGUAUGCUAAGUUGGGUGAUGUUGUGAAUGCCCGUCGAUUUUUUGACGGUAUGACAAUGAGAAAUUUGGUGUCUUGGAAUGCCAUGAUCUCUGGAUAUGUCCAAAAUGGUUUUGUGAAUGAAGCUUUUGAACUUUUCUCUCAACUACGUAAUAAUCAUUGCAGGUUUGAUUCAGGGACCGUGGUCAGCCUUCUCCAUGGUUGUGUUUUAACUGCAAAUUUCGAAAGUGGAAAGAUGCUCCACGGUUUUAUUUAUAGAGCUGGUCUUGAGUUGGAUGUCAUUUUGUGCACUGCUCUUGUGGACCUGUACUCAAAAUGCGACGCCCUGAGUCUGGCCUUGUCAGUCUUUAGUAGCACAUCUAAUAAGAACGUGAUAACAUGGACGGCAAUGCUUGUUGGGUUAGCACAGAAUGGGUGUGCCGAGGAAGCCUUGAGAUUAUUUUCUGAUAUGCAAGAGGAGGGAGUUGCCGCCAAUUCCAUUACUCUGGUUAGCUUAGUCCAUUGCUGUGCCCACUUGGGAUAUUUAAAGAAGGGGAAGAGCAUCCAUGCACACCUAUUACGUGAUGGCUAUGAUUUGAGUGUUGUGAACAUGACGGCACUUAUUGAUAUGUAUGCUAAAUGUGGAAAGCUUGAAUAUGCAGAUAGAGUAAUUCGUUACUCAACUGUGAGUGAAAAAGACGUCGUAUUAUGGAAUUCCUUAAUAGGUAGUUAUGGUAUGCAUGGUUUCGGAGAUCGAGCUCUUGCUGCCUUUCACCAAAUGAAAGAGGAAGGAGUCUCGCCUAACGAAAGCACUUUUGUGUCUCUUCUAACUGCUUGCAAUCACUCGGGCCUGGUGGAAGAGGGAGUUGCACUAUUUCGCAGCAUGCAGAAAGAGCACAACAUUAGACAAAAUGAGAAGCUCUAUGCAUGUUUUGUGGACCUUCUUAGUCGAGCAGGCCGUCUUGAAGAAGCAGAGGCUUUGGUUGAAGAAAUGCCUUUCAAAUCAAGCAGUUCUUCUCUUGAAGCUCUGCUAAAUGGGUGUCAGAUUCACAAGAAGGUCAAUUUAGGUGUAAAGACCGCAGACAAAUUGCUAUGUCUUGGUGUUGCCAAUCCGGGUGUUUAUGUAGUGCUUUCAAAUAUAUAUGCUGUAGCAAGACAAUGGGAUAAGGUAGAUCAUGUUAGACGACUUAUGAGGCAGUGUGGGUUGAAAAAAACCCCUGGAUACAGUUUGAUAGAAAUUGGUAACCGGUUGCACACAUUUUUGGCUGGAGAUAGUUCACAUCCAAAACAGUUGGAGAUAGAUGAGAUCGUGGGCAAUUUGAAAACAGAAGUUGAGGCUUCUGGUCAUGUUCCUGAUACUAGUUGUAUUCUUCGAGAUGUAGAUGAAUCAAUAAAGGUUAAGUUGCUUUGGGGUCACAGUGAAAGAUUAGCUAUUGCAUUUGGGCUCUUAAGUACACCAGCCGGAAGCUUGAUUCGGAUCAUCAAGAACUUGCGUGUAUGCAACGAUUGUCAUAAUGUAACAAAAUACAUUUCAAAAAUAGUUCAGAGAGAGAUUGUUGUACGGGAUGCUAAUCGUUUUCAUCACUUCAAGAACGGGAAAUGUUCCUGUAAUGACUACUGGUGAAUGCCCUGCUAAUGACAUGAAUGGUAGAGACCCUGUUUGGCUUAGUAGCAUCUGUUCCCUUUUUGGACGUCCGCUCUUCAAUAAGCACUAAGUACAAGACUUGUCUUUGCUUGCUUCCUCAGGUCACGGAAUCAAAAUGAAGAUGAUGAUUUUGUGGAGAAUCAUUGGAACUUUGGGAUGGUCUUUGGUUCUACCUCUCUUUAUGGAGAUUAACAUUACAGGGACACCACAUGCUAUAGAGAAAAUCAAUGCCAAGCCCGGGCUCAUGGGGAUAG
Messenger RNA from Rhodamnia argentea, 2831 nucleotides. Its product is annotated as pentatricopeptide repeat-containing protein At3g12770-like. The transcript has a single exon. The record is from RefSeq and is a predicted model, not a curated record. Lineage: Eukaryota; Viridiplantae; Streptophyta; Magnoliopsida; Myrtales; Myrtaceae. Bases 115 to 2556 code for a protein of 813 amino acids. Gene Ontology annotation, molecular function: RNA binding; protein binding; zinc ion binding. Gene Ontology annotation, biological process: RNA modification.